CAGUUCAUGCCAAGUACUACUUGUCUUUACAGCAUUUUCCGGCGAUGGAGACGGCGAGGUCCGCAAGAAAUGAUGAGAAAUUAGCAGCUGGGAUGUUUGUUCUUGCUUGGUUAUGGCUCAAGAACUUGGCUGAAAAUGUGAGAGCAAAAGUUUCUAAGGUAGCGAAUAACGUAAAAAAGCUUGGGAAAGAUGACCCAAGAAGAAUUAUUCAUUCCCUUAAGGUGGGAGUUUCACUUAGCCUAGUCUCGAUAUUCUACUACUAUCAGCCACUUUACGACAACUUCGGUGUCUCCGCCAUGUGGGCCGUAAUGACUGUUGUUGUCGUUUUUGAAUACACUGUUGGUGCCACUCUUGGAAAAGGUCUAAAUAGGGGUUUGGCAACUUUGCUAGCUGGCGCUUUAGGUGUUGGAGCUCAUCAUUUGGCUAGCUUAUCUGGUGAUAUAGGGGAGCCCAUAUUACUUGGAUUUUUUGUUUUCCUACAAGCUGCAACAUCAACAUUUAUAAGGUUCUUUCCGAAAGUGAAGGCAAGAUAUGACUACGGGUUGCUGAUAUUUAUUUUGACAUUUUCUUUGAUUUCUGUCUCGGGUUUUCGAGACGAUGAGAUUUUGGAGAUGGCUCAUAAGAGGCUUUCGACCAUCCUCAUUGGAGGCUCUGCCUGCGUUGUUAUCUCCAUUUUGGUUUGUCCUGUGUGGGCUGGUGAAGAUCUUCAUAAUUUGAUUGCUCUCAACUUGGAAAAGCUUGGAAAUUUCUUAGAAGGUUUUGGAGAUGAAUAUUUUAAUAACACAGCAAUGAAUGAAGAGUCCAAAGACGACAAGGCAUAUCUGCAAGGAUAUAAAAGUGUGCUCAACUCAAAAAGUAGCGAAGAAUCUUUGGCAAACUUUGCAAGAUGGGAGCCAGGUCAUGGUCGAUUCAAAUUUCGUCAUCCGUGGAAACAAUACCUUAAAGUUGGAACUCUGACACGCCAAUGCGCCUAUCGAAUUGAGGCACUUCAUGGCCGCCUUAGUGCUGAUAAGAUCCAAACAUCGCCAGAGAUCAGAGAACAAAUCCAAGAAGCAUGCAUGAAAGUUAGCUCGGAAUCCGGCAAAGCACUGAAGGAGCUAGCAACUUCAGUCAAGAAAAUGACCAAACCAUCCUCAGCUAAUCCACACCUCGCAAGCUCCAAAGUGGCGGCAAAGUCCCUCAGAUCCUUGCUAAAAUCAGGCUCGUGGGACAAUAUCGACCUUUUAGAAGUAAUACCCUCAGUUACAGUGGCCUCAAUCCUUCUUGAUGUCGUUAAUUGCACAGAAAAGAUUGCCGAAUCAGUUAAUGAACUUGCCUCUCUUGCACACUUCAAGAGUACUACCACUAUGGAUCCUAAAGUUUCGCCGGAAAAGUCGCCGGCGUCGGGAAAGCCUGACGUUCACGAUAAAGAAGAUCAAAAUCCCAUGAUAGAUUGCCCCAACCAUGUGGUUAUUACAGUUACGGAUCAUUCAGCUCCAACUUUACAAGAAAUUAUCGGGAAGCCUCAGGCAUGACAUAUGCUAUGGGAGUGUAAAUAUGUGUUAGCAAUUGGUAACUAUGACCUAUGUAUACCCACUUGGUUAUUGUAAAGUUGGGUACAAAAAUUUCGAGACUAAUUUAACGUAGUUUGAGAAUUUGACUAGGGUAAUCCUUUUACAGGGGCGCGUUCAAUGUCAUAUAUAUCAAACAAGAAUAAAGACUUCUAUUU
Morus notabilis is the source of this 1708-nucleotide messenger RNA. RefSeq names its product aluminum-activated malate transporter 2. The transcript has 6 exons. Gene Ontology annotation, cellular component: plant-type vacuole membrane. The record is from RefSeq and is a predicted model, not a curated record. Lineage: Eukaryota; Viridiplantae; Streptophyta; Magnoliopsida; Rosales; Moraceae. The coding region runs from base 45 to 1514 and encodes 489 amino acids. Gene Ontology annotation, biological process: malate transport.